Messenger RNA from Schistosoma mattheei, 2686 nucleotides. Lineage: Eukaryota; Metazoa; Platyhelminthes; Trematoda; Strigeidida; Schistosomatidae. The record is from the annotation of a GenBank genome assembly.
AUCACAGUUGCUGUCGUUUGAAUGCAUCGGUUUCUAAUGUUGUUUAUAGUGUGGCUCUUUAGGAAUGAAAAGUUCUAAAGGUGAAAUGGUUGAUACUAGAGAUUACCUUAUUAAAAAAGGUAUUCCCCAGCUUUUUGAGUGUUUAUUGACUGGACUAAUGUAUCAUCGUCCGAAUGAUCAUUUAGACUAUAUGCAACAGUGUAUUGAAAAAAUAAGAGCAAAUGGAAUGAACAGUGUACGAUGGGACCUAUUUCUUCAAUCAAAACCCGUUGAACAAUUAUCUUCACAUACGAAAGCAAAAGUUGAUAAAGACAGUUCACAACAUGAUGCAAUUUCUGAAAUCGAUUCACCUAGAUUAUGUAUUAAAGAGGACUCAGUGGUUAUAUGCAUAUUAGCUGGGCCAGGCAUAGACGGAUCCACAUUUUUAAAAGAAUUGAUCAUGCAUUAUCCUAAAUUUAUUUAUGUCAAUUUACCGGAUUUAUUGAAAACAUGUGCAAUAAAUGAACAGAACCAACAACAAUCUCGUUGGCAUGAAGCUAUACAAAAGCUUAAUAAUCGGGAAUUAUUACCAAAUGAUAUAGUUUUAGAAACGCUUUUAUUAAAACUGAAUCAACAUAGUGACGUGGAUGGCUUCGUAAUAGAUGGUUAUCCGAAAACAGAAACACAAUAUUUAGAUCUUAAAAAGCAUGUUGGGAUGGAUAGAUUGAAGUGUGUGAUUCUACUUGAUAUCAGUGAAGAUUAUUCUAGACAACGUUUAAGUGAACGAAUAUCACAUAGAGAUGAGGUUGGCAAUAAUAAUGAAUCAGAUUCCAUUGACUGUUGUCUCAGUAUUUUCAAAAAUCAAACGUUACAAGUAUGCAAAAUUAUUGAUGAUGACGAGAAACUCAGAGUUAUUGAUGGAGAGUUAAAUAAUGAUGAGAUUUUAGAGGAAAUUCUGGAAUUGUUUGAUCAGAUGAUUUCUAAUAAAUUAGUUGAAUCAGAAGUACAUCCUAUUUCAAAUGCUUCGCCUAAUAAUGUGCUUGCCCCAGUAAAUCAUAGAAUGAAGGGGUAUGAAAGCAGACCAAGUAUAAGUAGUAUUCCAAGAAUUGUGCCAGUAUUCCCUGACAAUGGUCGAAUGAAUGGUAUUAAUAAUUGUCCAAUAAUUUUAUUAUUAGGUGGUCCAGGCUCUGGACGAACAGAACAAGCAUUAAGUUUAUGUAAAAAAUUUCCUGGUUUAGCAUAUUUCAAUGUUACGGACUUUUUGAGGAAAAAUGUUUUGGAUUUUAUCAAUGAAAAUGAUACUAAAGAUUGGGAUGUAAUAGCACGUCGAGUACAUUCUAGUGAUCCACCGUCGAAUAAAGAUAGACUCAUUCCAGAAUACUGGGACGUGCAAUCUGAAGUAAUCCGUCUAGAGUCCAGUAAUUUGGCCGAAAAUAAUAGAGCUGUUAUCAUUGAAGGAUUCCCAUGUCAUGAAGGUCAACUAAAUACAUUUAAUCAAUGUAUUGGUGGCGUAGAUUUAGUCAUUUUAUUAGACUGUGAAGAGACAACAUUAAUUGAUCGAUUACAUCAACGAUAUGAACGUUUAAAACGUGCUGAAGAUGAAGAUGCUAUUGUAUUACAACGUAUAUCAUUCUUUAAACAUUGUACAUUACCUGUUAUAAGAUAUUAUGAUGAACGAGGUAAAUUAGUAACAAUUCCUGGUGAUCAAGAACAAAGUCUUAUCUUCAAAAAUUUGGUUGCAUUAAUGGAAUUCUUUCUAAGCACAAAAGAAAAAUCAAACAAUGAAACAUCUGAUAAUAAAAUUGUAAAAACUGAAGAAAUUAUACCAGUCAUAUCAAAACUAUUAAAAAAUGAAAAUCGAAAACUUUUAACGAGUGUGACAAUAGAUGAUGAUCAAUCACUUGAAACUAGUUUUGAAGAUAGCGUAACAAAAGAUAAUGAUUCUUCUCCAUCAAGUCAAAUAAUAAUUACACCUGAAUGUAAACAGAAUUCAUUAGAUCAGAUUGAAUUGAAAUUGGAUAAUUUAGAAGGAAGUCCGGAGAAAACUGUAAACGAUUAUUUGGACAAAUAUAAAUUUAUUUUUGUUAUCGGUAGUUGUGAUGAGAUAAGACGAUUGUAUUGUAAGCAUAUAUUAAAACAAUGUAAUUAUAACUAUAUUUCAAUGAAAAGUAUAACAGAUCCAAUGAAUUUCGAUGGAGAUAAUACUUUCAAUUUGGAUAAAUUAAUUCAAAUUAUUAUAGAGGAGAUGAGUAGAACACGUAAAGCAGGAUAUAUUAUAGAUGGUAUACCAAACAAUUUAGCUCAAGCGAAAGAAAUUGAAGCAUAUAGUGAUUCAUUGAAAUUUUCAAAUUGUAAACUGGUCGUUUUAUUAGAAGAUAAGUUCUCUGAACAUGACCAUUCCGGAGAUAAUUUACAAUGUCAUAAGAAUAAAGUUGAGGAAAGUUUAAUUGAAUUUCUAGAAUCUACAAAAAAAUUAUAUCGUGUAAGCUGAUUUUUGUCGCGUUUUCUUAUCUUUUUAAAAUUUUAACUUCAUUUCAUGGAAGUUUCUUUAACCAUGAUGAGUUUCCGGCUGAUUAAAAUCUUAACAUUAACUUGACAACAACUAUAACGUAGUUUAAAUCAUCCGUAGUUCAGCUGUACUUUUCAUACCUAAUCUUCUGAUGUGGUAAUGUCUUUGUAAAGUAAGAUAACUACACACUUGUGCCUG